CUAGUCUCAUGCUCCUCCUCGCAUUCCUAUCGCGUCCACCCUGGCCAACUAGCCAUUCAGCUUGCCGCCAUCCCCAUCACAUCCUAGCACCUCCUGUCUCCGCCGUCCCUUUUCGACAAGCUCUCCUCUUUUUAGGCGACGCAGAAGACAGAACCCAUCCAGCCAGCCGACCGCCAGCUGCCCGCUAAGAACGCCAUGUGCUGCCCCGACCAAAAGGAUCGCAUGUCUUCCAACCUUUGAAAGCGUCUUGGGACUGCUCUUUUUCACAGCCUGAUCAUCAACUCCCUCCUGAUUCUCCCAUCGCCCUCGAGUCGCGCAUGGGGCAGGAAGCAUAUUAACAAGACGACUUCGCCCCUGCAUCUCACCUCAACCCAAUCUCUGAAAGACCGAUUGCUAGCUGCCGAAUCUCACAUCGUGCCGAUCUCUUUCCCAUACUGUACGGCCGCACGGUGUACACCAAGACGAGUUCGGCUUUCCAAGCCCCACGGCCACUGAGAGCAAGCCGCCAAAGCCAGCCGCCCAGGCCAGAAAACCCGAUCUUCACUCAUCGUCGCUCCACCAUAGACACCUCCCUGUCAGUCAACCUGUACAUAUAACAUUUCGCGACAAUUGUUCUCAGAGCACCGCUUGUCACCACUGAAGCAGCGUUUAUCUUUCCUUGCGAUCGGUACGCCCACCAUAAGAUACUUCUCCGACAUACUACCCUGAUAAGGAGGCUUCUCAAUACACAACUCAACAUCAACGAACUCGACAGAGUUCGCUGUGUCCGCGACAUUGCCAGAAAAGAGCGCGACAAGAAAACCUUGCGCUCCGCGAUCGCCGAGUGUCUCAACAGCUGUUCGACCAAGGACUUUCAGCUUGAACUUUUGACUCCAACUUCAAAGAGCGACUCCGCGCCAAACCCUCUAUAACAGCCAGGCUGGCGUCCGUCGCAAUUCCCCUGCCAAUGGGGACAUCCUUCGAUGCACUCAGUGCACCUUCAAGCCUCACGCAGCGCAGACAGGCGGCCUCGAAUCUUCCCGCGUUUGAGCUGCCACCUCCAACCGCGUUACAUUUCGCUCCGUUGACAUCUCAGAAAUUUCCUCCUCUUUCGGGCAUCCAUACCUCUCACGCCGGCCCAGCACCUGUCAGUGUAGGACAACUCCUGACACCACCGUCGAAUUCGGCCUCAGAAGCAAGCGCAAGCUCAUCUGCCAUCCCAAGCGGCACAACCCCCAAUGGUGCGGCGGUUCCUGUACUCCCAUAUACACCGAGCUUUUUCCACAACACUGGUACCACCCCGACUGGAUAUCAUACCGGCUACACUCCGCAGCCAUGGCAGCACGGAAAUUCUCUCAUUUCUGCGCGAUCAAUGUUUUCUCCCCUACCUGGCCAGUCGUUGAGACCGAGCUCGAAUUCGCCCGCUCCAGGAGAAGGCUCAGCACUCCCUCCUCCGCCUUACGAUCCCCACGGACAUUACGGAGGACCUCUAUCUCUGUCCUCUCCCUCCAAUAACAGCAAUCCGGGUCCUCCUCAGCACCUAAUGUCGUCGCUGCAAAAUGGCUCUCGCCCUUCGAGCCAGCAGUCUCCUAUAACCCCUAAUGAUAGCAAGCCGGCACUAUUCAGCAGCAUGACCAGUGCCGGCCAGCAUCCGUCGGCCUAUGCAUAUGCAGCUCCCACACCUGUGUCUCAUGGUCCUCAUCAGCCCCUGUCCGCGCCGCGGAUUUCUCCCACCCUUCAUCAGGGACCACUUCCUCCCCACUCGCAACCCCCAUUUAUGAGGCCACCUCCCCCUUCAUAUUCUCUCCCGGGUAUGCCUGGUCCAAUUAUGUCCAAUGUCCAUAGCCCUGGGACCCAAAUGGCCAUGGUGGGCAGCAUGCAAGCCAACCUGUUACCCAUGGCGUUCAAUAGCGGCUAUGCUGCCAACCCGCAUGGGAUGUACGGUCACCCACGGACAAAUACACCACAGCAGUCCCCCGCGCAUGAUCGACCGUUCAAAUGUGACCAGUGCCCUCAGAGCUUCAACCGUAACCAUGACUUGAAGCGGCACAAGAGGAUCCAUCUUGCCGUGAAGCCAUUCCCCUGCAAUCACUGCGACAAGAGCUUCUCGCGCAAAGACGCACUCAAAAGACAUAUUCUCGUUAAGGGCUGCGGCAGUGGUUCUUCAGCCGACGCGGGGAGUAAAGAGGAGGGAGCGAAAUCGGAAUCUGGAAGCGACGGUAUGCAUGGAAGCCCGACAGCGGCAACAGCAGUUUAAUGGACGGGGGCCUAAGGCCCCUACUGCCCCUCUAAUUCUCACUGAGUGACUCACUCAGUGACUGUACAAUAUUUGCAUGAGCCGAACUGUGCAGAAGGUCGGUUCGCCGGUGGUUCCUGCCUGGUUCUUAUGAUGUGAUGGAUAGCAGACACCAGGGAUCGUUCGGAGUCUUGAUUGAUGGAUUUCCUUUUUCCUGAGUCGUUAUUAUACCCAGAGAUUCAUGGAUGGUUUGCAGACUAUCUGCGGCAGGGCGCUUGGAUGCGCAACGGCAGACUCAGUGGCCGAGUAUGAGCGGACUUACAGAUAUUUCUAACGGCACCUAAACAGAGGUUAAUGACGGAAGGCAUUUCUGCUUGAACAGGCAUUGGUUUUUGUGCG
Messenger RNA from Exophiala xenobiotica, 2614 nucleotides. RefSeq lists its product as uncharacterized. The coding region runs from base 947 to 2236 and encodes 429 amino acids. Gene Ontology annotation, cellular component: nucleus. The transcript is spliced from 2 exons. Gene Ontology annotation, biological process: regulation of gene expression. NCBI's taxonomy places the organism in Eukaryota, Fungi, Ascomycota, Eurotiomycetes, Chaetothyriales, Herpotrichiellaceae. The record is from RefSeq and is a predicted model, not a curated record.